Molecule: messenger RNA, 8283 nt
Organism: Volvox carteri f. nagariensis
Lineage: Eukaryota; Viridiplantae; Chlorophyta; Chlorophyceae; Chlamydomonadales; Volvocaceae
Exons: 57
Coding region: 1-8283 (2760 amino acids)
Source: RefSeq, a predicted model, not a curated record
AUGGCAGUUAUCGUGGUGAUAGGCAGACGUUUCGGAGUGAAAUCAGUUAAAAAUGUCCCUCAAUCACCAGAUUCGAUGCUGUACAGCGUCAUCCUCAACAUGCGACACCGAAAAAUAAUCGAUACAUCAACCGCGCCCUCUUUGGAGUCCGGAAUUUUUGGCGUGCUCUUCACUUUAAGCCAGGAGAAAAACCAACAGCAUAUCUAUUACCAUUGGAUACUUCUUAAAAUUCUGUUAGAUGCGUGGCAGCUCUUUACAACAAUUGUGUCGCCUGAGUUGGGCUGGGAUAUCGACCCCGACAGCAUGGCAUGGAAGUGCGUAUCCGUGCUCAGCUUUGGCUGGCUGAAGGACUUGGGUUACAGGUGGUAUGUUGCCGUACUGUACAGCAUGGCCGGGCUGCUGGCGGUUAACUUGGUGCUGUGCGUUUGGGUGGCGUGGAGCUUCAAGGAACAGAAGUUUGACUACGUAUGGCCCAUAAAGGUCGUGCGAGGCUUCUCAUACGUCUUCCUACAAGUCUUCGAUAUCACCAGCCUAAAUUUUUUGCAGCUAGGGAUAUCCUGCAAUUACGUGGGGCCUGCCAAGCCACACCUUCACUUGUCCAUGUUCCCCUCACACAGCUGCUCAUCGUCGCCCCACAUAAUCCACGCGCUGGUUUCGGGGCUGCUGUUGCUGCUGUUUGUGGUGGUUGCCAUGUUGGUCAACAUGUCGGAGGUGGAGGUGAACCCUACUAGCAAGACGCCCCAGGCGCUCGGCCACAGCGGUGCAGAGGUUACGGCCUUUGGCAUCAAGGCACUAAUGACCCUGGUGGGCGUCUUCCUAGGCUGGCCCAAGGUCGCGGCAAUAGCGUACUGCCUUUUGGCAGCAUGGCUAGCGUGGGAAUAUCUUCGAUGGGUACCCCACCUGCUGACCUGGGUCAACUGUCUUAAAGGUGGUGUGGCACUAGCCAUGUUUGGGGUGGCUGUGAUGCAGCUCGCAAUUGCGCUGCAGCCCCGAGGACUAGAACGGCCGGGCGGGAUGGCUCGAACGGUGACCCUGGCGAUGGCAGUGGGUUUGGGUCCCCUAUUCCUUCUUGGCGCGUUGGCGACAUUUCUGCGCACCAAGCUCUUCACUGCUGCUGUCGUCAAGGCGUUUAAGAAUGCCGAUUACGAAGCCGUCAAGCCUCAGGAUGUUUACCACUUCGCCCACCCUCGUGACGUGGAGGUGGCGGCCCGCUGCGCCCGCGUGUGGACCGACCUGUACACGCUGGAAAAGACGGCGAUGCACCGGGCCGAGGAAAUCAUCAAGGCCGGCGUUGCGCUGUUCCCCGACAGCGCCUUCGUGGCCGCGGUGUACGCCAACUUCAUGUUGGACAUGUUGGGGUUCAGCCAGACGGGAGCCAGACAGCUCGAGAGCGUACGGAAGCUCAACCCGAGCCUCAUGUGUCGCUUCAUGCUCUUCGUGCGCCACCAGCAAGCCACACAGAAGGCGGCGAGCAGCAACGUUGGCAAGGGGGGCAACAUGGAUCUCCUGGGCUACGUGGAGUACCAGCGCAAGCAGCGCAUGGUGCUUCGUCACCACAAGGACGCACUGCAAGCCAUGGCCUACUUCUGGUUUCUGGAGACCAUUAAGCAGGACCCCUGGACCGCCGCACAGUUAAGGGCCCCCUGCCGCUCGCUGAAGCUCCAGCGGGACAACCGCGAACACCGAACGCGCAGGUAUCACGCCGCGGCGGAGCGGCUGGAGGAAAAUAAAGACGAGGACGGCCAGGGGCCAGCUCUUCCUGAUGGCACGCCCAUCAGCCGCAUGGAUGACGUGGAGAAGGGUGUGUUGGUGGUGAAUGCGUUUGGAGACAUUCAGGUCGCCAAUCGGAAACUGCACAACAUGUUUGGCUACAAAAAAGGCGAGCUGGAUGGCAAAAACGUCACAGUGCUGAUGCCACCACACGAGGCCAAGCGCCAUCCAGGUCUCAUGCGGCGCUACAUCGAUUCGGGCGACAAGGCGGCACCGUACUUUAAGCAUCCGGUGUUGGCAGUGCAUCGGGAGAGGGUGGCUUUCACCGUACGCAUCGCCGUCAGUCGCGCCUCUGGUCUUGGGGAGGAUAGUGUGUUUAUUGGACUGAUAGAGGCCCUCCCAGCCGAGCCCGGCAUGGGUCGCGUGUGGGUGACCCCUGAGGGCGUCAUCGUGUGUUGCGACCCGGGCUUCGUCACGUGCUUCGGGUGCGGCAUGGAGGGCGGGCGGGCAAGGGAGGGGGGCUCCUUGGGUUGGUGCAUGGGUGGCUGGCGGGAGCAAGAAUCAAGGACCCGGGGUCGUGAUGGGGGGGUGGUGGCGGUGGAGGAGGAGGAGGCGGAGAGAAGUUUAGGCAACGGAAAUUGCAGGUUCAUCAGGCUGUUGGCGACUGCUGAUGACUAUGGCAGCAACACCACGACGAGCACAGACGAGCACAACCGCUGCAGUGUACUGCAUAAGUACGACUUCGCCAAGGAGGUUCGGAUUGCCGUACGGUCGGACAUGACCAAAUCGAAUAUCUACGAGGUCCGCUUAAAACUGAUAUCCGACGAGCCCCAGCUGCUGAUGGUGGUGGAGCGCAAGGGCGCCAUCCGCCACAUGAGCGGAGACCUGGCCAAGGUGCUGGGGGUGGGCAUUGGGGACGGGCCGCAGAGCGGCCAGCAGGGCGGCGGUGGUGACGGUGGCGGCGCCAACCCCAACACCGACUACAACAUCGCAGAGGACCAUGUGAUGGUGGAGCUGAUGUCCGAGGGAAUGCAGCGCAGUCUAGACGAUUUCCUGCCAACGCCUUGGAAGGUUAUGCACUAUAAGUACAGAAAGUACGUCAAGGACGGCGCGCCAAACCUUUCCGGAUUGUGGGGCUGCCGCGCCGUACCUGAGGAGGGCAGCAACGCAGUCGGGCCCACGAUGCAGCUGGUGGGUGCGCACGGCAAGCCGGUCUACGUGCACGUAGCGGUGUCGUCGCGGGACAACCAGGGCGAGAUCUCGCAUGUUGUACGGAUGACCAGGUCGUCCAAGGAGCAGGCCAUCGCUGAGCGACGUCUACGACUCCGCAUUACGGAGGAUGGUGUCGUACAGGAGGUCCUGGCACCGGGAGGCUUCCAGGCUGCGGGUGCCACAGCCGCCGCGGCCCAAGGCGCCUCUGCGGAUCUGUUUGGAUUUCCGCCCGAGCAGCUGCUGGGCUGCCAGCUGUGGGACUGCGUAUUCCUUACAUCGCAGCAGGCCAUCGGCGGCGGGAUUCGGCCAUCGCAGGCGCAGGUGCCGCCGCCGCCGCGGUCGUCGCAGCAGCAGACCUUGGACUUGAUCAUGGAAGCUGAGGCAGCCGUCCAAGGAAGAGGAGCAGCUUGCAGUUUCGGUAGCGGCGGAGUUGUCAGCAACGACGGCGGCGGCAACGCCGCCCCCCGCCAGUGGGCCGGUGUCGCCGCCGGGUGGACCGAAAGCCAAAGCUUAAACCUGGGGAUGCUGGACACGAUGAUUACCAAUACUUUACAAUCACCAGGCGUAUCCUGGCGAGUGAAUGUGGUGCCUCCGAGCGCGUCUGUGGAGGCGGCCACCAUGGGCAGUCAGGAGCGGGCAGCGGCGGUGCUGGCCCGCAGGACCAAGCAAGCUGUCUUGCGGCUGGACGUCGCUCUGCCGCCACCCGGCCAAUUAACGACCCACGGAUCAGGCCGUCUGCUGGUGCAUGCCGAGUUGUGGGCCACGGAAGCCGUUACAGGUGUACUUGAGAUUGACGGCUCCGGUAAAAUUACUGGCGUCCUUGAGGAGGAGCCGGGGCAGAGUCCCGUGGGCCUGCUCACAGACAGCGGCGUCGCCAAGAAGAGCGCCCUGAAGGCCACUAGCCGUAAGGGCAAGAUUGUUGACAAGGCAAGUACCGUGGGCCCUGUGCACUACCUGGAAGGCUUCCACCGCGAUCACCGGCCGCUGCAUCUGGCGGUGCAGGUAGUGGGAAAGCCAGGGCCGGGAAACCCAGUCAUUGCCGUAAUCAGGUUCGCGUCCGGCAAGGCAGGUGGCAAGCGCGGCUUCCUGCGUCCCGGCCCAGGGCCUGCAGCAGCAGCCGCACCCGGAGCCCAGGUGCAACGGAGCCAUGUACAGCUAUCCUUUUCAGGCAAUGAGGCGACCCUUGCGCUGCCGCCGUCAGGGCCCUCCAUGCAGCUGUUACCACCGGCGGCUGUCGGCACCAUUGGUAGUGGCGGUCUGCCGCUGAAGAUGCGUGAAGCUACCUGCUCCCGAAGCGGCGCUUUAGGAGCACAACAGAUCACAGCUACCCGCGCAGUACUGCCGGGAAGUACCGCAGCGCUAGCUGCAGCCGCCACAUGCGCUAUCAGCUCGCAACCUCCACAACUCCCGGGCAGCACUACUGCUGGGCCAGCACCGGUGGCUGCGGUGGCAACGGCGACGGUGGCAGGCCCUGGGGCCUCCACCACAGGCACCUCCUCGCCGUUGAAGCCCACAUCGCCACCCGUCCUAAGCCCCAGCAAACGCGCCCUCCUCAGCGCUAGCCCCCGAGGUGCCCCAAAUCUGGGUGGCGGAGAUAUGGUAGAUGGUGAGCUGUCGGCUGUCGUACAACAGCUGGACGGCACCAAGGUGAUGGCAAACCUGCAGCCUAAGGCGUCGGCGGAGCAGUUGCUGUCUAGGGCGGGUGGGGAUGCAGAGGAACGCCGGCAGGCGACUGGCGAACCCGGAGGCCUGACGCUUGCGGGCGCCAUGAGAGCCCUCCAGCAAGGGGAAGCCGGUAACGAACGCAGUGUAAGAAGUGAUGUUGGCUGUUACAGUCGCUACUUAAUUAGCGCUGGCAUCUCGCCUACGCACGCCAGGCAUGUGCGCGGCCAGUUCCGUCUCAUUCUUGCCGCAUCUCGCAUCUGUCAUCUCCCAGCAACUAAUUGCCUGCUGCAACUACUGCCAAUCAUUUACCAACUCGCUGCAUCUCAGGGGGUGGAUAAGUGGGUAACAUCGGGCGGCCAGUUUUUUAAGAACCGGGCCCAGAGCCUGUGUGAGGCCGAUUUGGACGCGGAGGAGGAGGAGGAGGACGAAGAUGAGUACGGCUCCUUUGGUGCUACAAGUCGUGCCACGUCAUCCCACUGGAUGUCACCCACGGGCUCCCGCAAUUUCAUGGAUCCCGCACUGGAGGAGCAGCAGUGCGGCGGCGGCGGCGGCGGAGGAGAAGUGGGAGCGUUUGGACAACAACACCAUCAUCAGCACCAUCAGCACCAUCAACACCAUCGGCAAGGCGGCGCGAAUCCUCAAGGAGGCGGCGGAGGCGGAGGAGGAGGCUGGGGCAGCUGGGGCAGUGGCGCGCUGCCGCCACAUGCGAGGCUACCCGGAGGCGGUCCUGGCGACGGCGGAUUUGCGUCUCCUGAGGGGUUGACCGGAGAGCAGGAUGGUGUUGCGGCCGGCGCACUGGGCAGCUGGGGUCAAGUGGCGGAGUCGGGUGUGGAUGUGGCCAAGCCGCGGGCGACGGAAGACAUUCCAGAUGACCGCAGCGAUGGCGGCGAGAGCGCUCUCUCGGGCAUGUCCGGCAUGUCUGGCCUUUCCGAUGGCGAGACACCAGCAGACUUCAAGCGGGGAAAGCGCUACCGGAAGCUGGUAAAACUGAUGGACUCUCCAGAGGCACAGAAGACUGUGGUACGCAUGAAGAUUCACACGGCCCUCACCUUGCUUACGGCGGGCGUGAUACAUAUCGUCUGCUUCGCGCUCGUCAUUUCGGCCGUCAAGCCUCCGUUCUCUGCCGCACACCUGGGCGCAUCUGAGUUUCUAACCGCGCGGUACUUUACGUCCCUAUUAUUUCUUUCGUCCAUUAAACAGAAACAAAGAGAGGCAUUAAGAAACAUGGCCGAUGCGGGCCAUGCGCAAGUCCACCUUCAAAGGACGCUUGCGAACAGUAUCAUGGAGGACUGCCAGGAGUUUCGGAGCAUCAACAACAUUAUCCUCGGCAAGCUCGGUCGAAAUACUGAGGAUCUGUAUUAUAGCCGGGAAGUCACGGUCUGGUCCGGCAUCAAUGCAACCACCAAGCUUCCGUACUACGAAAACAUGACUCUCUGGGACAUGGUCACGCGUAUCUUUGUUUCCGCCAAGACGGUGUUUCAAAACCACGCCGAUUGGUCCAGACAGGGAAGCAACGUGUCCGCCACAGCAGCAGGGUCCUUCUUGCUCAAUAGCGGCCAGGCACUCAUACCGGGAAUGAACAAGAUGGUGAACGUACUGCUGGACGUCGCCAUAUGGCGGACCAAGACUGUCAACAUGCUGCAGCUGGCCUUCCUGAUCUUGGAGGGCUUCCUGGUCACGUUUAUUAGCGCGAUCAUUUUGGUGCAUAUAUUACGUUCAGCAUGCGACCAGCGGUAUCAACUGUAUGAGACGUUCCUGAAGAUCCCGGUUGGCCUGACGCGCGCCUUAGCUUCGCAGACAACUCAUUUGCUGGACGAUGAUGAAUCGGAUGACGAGGAGGACGAGGAAGCCAGCCAAAACCUGGAUAACACAGACGAGGGCCACCCCUCGGCGCAGAAGCGAAAGGCAUUUUUUGAUGAAAGCGGCGUUGGCGGCGGCGCCAACGGCCAGGACCACGGCAGUCCUGAGCGAGGCGGCGGCGGCGGCGGCGGCGGCGGCGGCCGCGGCACUACGGCAAGCGACCCUUUGGGAAAGCCGUACGGCAGUGGGGCAGGUUUGCGCAGCAGGCAGCGGCGUGGAUCUGUCGGCCCUGGCGGAAAUUCGAAAUUUGCCUUUCGCCAGAACGAUGACUCUACGCGAGGGCUGCUUCUCAGAACCGUUAGCAACCGCAUGCGCGGUGGCGGUGGUGGUGGUGGCGGCGUCGGGUGUCCUCCUUCUCCUGGCUAUCACCAGCCCCUGCCAUCGCCUGGGAUGGGCGGCCUAAGCAAUCGCUAUUCGCUUUCGGCAAUGGCCAGCGGCCGCGAAAGCAGCGACCACCGGCCGAGGCAGAGCUGGUUUGGGCGCGUCUUUGGAAAGUUCUGGCGCGCCAAUGUCGUCAGCCCUCUGCCGUCGCCGGUGCCGUCGCCGGAUGCCCAUGACGGGCCCGCGCGCCGUACCCUGGAGCGCAACAGUCGAAUCCCUCAGGCGACCCUAAUUUUCAUCGGCUGUUACUCCUUACUGAUCAUCCUCUUCUACAGCGUAUCGUACUCCAUCUUGCUGGGCGUCAAUGACAUGGUCGCAUUCCAGGGUGUGGCCGAUCACCACACUGAGCGCACAUACCGGACUGUGUUUUAUGCACAGGAGCUGGUAGCUGAGGAGGACAUGGUGCUGGUACCCCGCAGAGUCCAGGACCUGAAAGGCGCCGCCAUUGCGCUACGGGACGCCUACUAUACGCUGCGGAUGGGCGCAUAUGCCUGGACAGCUCUGGGGCGCGGAGUGGAGCAGUUCCCUCAUGUGCGCAGCCGGGGGACAAUCAGGGAGACCUCCGCCAUGUUUCAGAUCUUUUACGCGGACAACCAGUGUCUUCGGCUGCCGGAGCAUCUGCCGUGUCCACCACUGACCGACCGUUUCUACCAGAUUGUUCGGUCUGGUGUGGAUGGCAUGCUGACUCAGCUGCUGCUGGAGGUAAAGGGUCUAGCUGACUAUGCGGAAGCGGCCCUGGUAACCAACGCCAGCAAACCAGAUCUGAAGAGCUCACAAUGGGAGUUCAUCUACAGGGUCGGCACUGUGGAUCUGUUCGACGGUAACCAGCGGAUCGUGGUACAACACGUGGAGGACAUACGGAAAGUCUUUAACGCUGUUGUCGUUCUCCACGUGGUACUUUUUCUACUGCUGCUGGGCGUCUUCCUGGCCUUCUUAAUGGUCAUCUAUCUGCCACUGCUGCGCCGAAUGGCCAAAGAGAAACGCCGCAUAGCGGAGAUGAUGAGCCAGUUGCCCACGGAACUCGAUGUCAUGCGAUUGGUCAGCACCGCCCUCAUGGGCCCCAAGCCCAAGCUGCAGCAUUCCUACCGCCGCCGCAGCCAGGUAGAUGCCGCCGCCACAUCCACCCGGCGCAUCACUGUCGGCAUGAGCAAUGUGGAGGUGGAGCCUGGUUCCGGAGCCUUGGUCGGUGGCGCCGUAAGCGGCGCGAUGGUGCUAUCAGGUGACGGCGGUCUCGGAGGAUUUGGAAGCGGUGGCAGUGGUUCAGCCAAGAUCGGCGACGUCCCCGUCGGCAGCAAGGCUUAUCAGGCUUGGAAGGACAUCCUGAAUCGGGCAACAAAUGUCAGCUCCAUCACAAAGUCGGAGCCGAGCAUGGCGACUGCGAAAAGGUCCUCCGGCAGGCCGACUCAGGUAAAGCAACAAAAACUGCCCGAAGAGCAGAGCGCCGAUGAAUGGUAG